ACCUCAUUUACAAUACCUUUCUAAUACUCAAUACAACCAGCAAUAAGGAAAGCCAACUUUCGGCCACCCAGAAUCAAUAAUCUGCUAUUUUCUUGAUCAAAACAAUUGCAUUAAUGGAGACUCCAACAUCAACAAGAAGAGUAACAAGAUCACAAAUCCUUGCUGCUUCUAACAGUACUAACAACACUUCUAUGUCAAAGAUAAAUAAAGAAACUGAAAAGAAAGAAGUGACCGUGAAAUCAGCUCUCCUUGAUAUAACAAAUGGCUCACCUAUUGUUGGGCUAGCCACUGGAAUUUUGGAGACCCCAUCAUCUGCAGUGUCCAGGAGUACUCAAAGGAAAAAAUGUUGUACUCCAGGAUCAGGGGAAGCAUUGUUGAGAGGUCAAGUGAAGAACUUGUUGCAAAUGGUUGAAGAAGAAGCUGAAAUCUCCAAAAUCUCAUUGGAAAAAAGGCCUAAUUUCUUUCAUGUCCGUGGCAUUGUUAAUUCUCCAAUGAAUCUUCUUGCUCCAACUCCUGCAAAUACACCUCUCAUGGAUCUCUUUGCCAAUGAGGUGCUGCCACCUGUCACGGCAUCCCCUGUAGAAGACAAGUUUGUCAUCUCUCAGAUAUUGAACAAGAUGAUGUUUGAGGGGAAGAAGCAAGAGAGUGUUGAAUCUGAGACUAGUAGUAAUAUUACAAGGUCUCUAUUGCUGGAUUUUUCUGACAAGUCAGAAUCAUCAGUUUGUUCCUCUAUUUUCACAUACCAAGCAAAAGAAGAAGAAUGUGAUGACAAGUAUGAAGAAAUUGAUGAAGAUGGAGGAGUAGCAGUUGAUGAACUAUGUGAAGCAAUUAGCAAUAUCAAUGUUAAUGGCGGAGGACAGAAAUUUGCUGGCAAGCGCACCAAGUUUGUGUACAAUAGUGAUGAUGAAUUUGAAGGAGUGGAGGAGUUUUCAGCUUCACCAGGUGUGUUGCAAUUGAAGGGAUUGCCUACUCCUAAAGGAAAGCACUUGCGUUUCCCUGAAGAAAACUGAAUGACAUUGUUUACUUUUUGCUGUUAUGGUUUCUGUGAAAACACCAAGAGCUAAGGUGUUCCAUUAUUACAUUGAUUCUGUAAGUUUUGGUUCAUAUUUCAUUUGGACCAUUGAAAUAAUUCAAAUAUGAUAUCUUUCCAGAA
This is a messenger RNA of Lycium ferocissimum, 1153 nucleotides long. RefSeq lists its product as uncharacterized. The record is from RefSeq and is a predicted model, not a curated record. The transcript has 3 exons. The coding region runs from base 114 to 1010 and encodes 298 amino acids. NCBI's taxonomy places the organism in Eukaryota, Viridiplantae, Streptophyta, Magnoliopsida, Solanales, Solanaceae.